This is a messenger RNA of Salvelinus fontinalis (brook trout), 2859 nucleotides long. Its product is annotated as trafficking protein particle complex subunit 2. Lineage: Eukaryota; Metazoa; Chordata; Actinopteri; Salmoniformes; Salmonidae. The transcript has 5 exons. The record is from RefSeq and is a predicted model, not a curated record. Gene Ontology annotation, biological process: endoplasmic reticulum to Golgi vesicle-mediated transport. Gene Ontology annotation, cellular component: TRAPP complex; cytoplasm; nucleus. Bases 224 to 646 code for a protein of 140 amino acids.
GUCUUUGAAAUCAGAAAUAAAAACAAAUACAUUAGUCAACUAACAGAUAUAUUACUACAUAUGUAUACAUAAAAUGUAAUAUAAGAUAUACAAAAUUACUAAAUCCCUUUUCAUUGCAAAUUUAUUUUAUGUUCAACUUUUCAAGUCGUUGUCAAACAGCGACGUUAUUACGGAAAGGAGAGGCUCGUUUUUAACAGAAAAUUGCAGAUUGCUGGAAAGAAAUAUGUCUGGAAGUUUCUAUUUUGUCAUGGUUGGGCAUCAUGAUAAUCCUGUCUUUGAAAUGGAAUUCUUGCCUGCUGGUAAAGCUGAGUCAAAGGAUGACCACCGGCAUCUGAACCAGUUCAUUGCGCAUGCAGCCCUCGAUUUGGUGGAUGAAAACAUGUGGCUGUCUAACAACAUGUACCUGAAAACUGUGGACAAGUUCAACGAGUGGUUCGUCUCUGCCUUUGUCACUGCAGGACAUAUGAGAUUCAUCAUGCUUCAUGAUGUACGACAAGAAGAUGGUAUCAAAAACUUCUUCAAUGACGUGUAUGAUUUAUACAUUAAGUUUGCAAUGAAUCCUUUCUAUGAAACCAAUGCUCCAAUCCGGUCGACGGCAUUUGACAGGAAAGUACAGUUCCUUGGAAAGAAGCACCUCUUGAGCUGAUGAACUAACCUGGACAACAUGGUUGUGUAGCUUUUUUAAUGUCUUCAUUGUGUGCAGUUUCCAGUUGAAAUAUGUUUUAAGACAUACAUAAUAUAAAAAUAAUUUGUCUAUGAUCACCUGUUGUAUGUCUUAUAAAUUCAGUAUGUAUUACUGAUACUUCCCAACCACUGUAUAAAAGCUAUUGUAAGCAUGGAACAUUGUUGCAUAAUGAAUGAAUGGUACACUUCUUCAAUGACGUGUAUGAUAUAUAUAUAUUUACAAAAGUAUGUGGACACCCCUUCAAAUUUGUCGAUUCAGCAAUUUCAGCCACACCCAUUUUUUGACAGGUGUAUAAAAUCGAGCACACAGCCAUGCAAUCUCCAUAGCUAACACUUGCAGUAGAAUGGCCUUACUGAAGAGCUCAGUGACUUUCAAUGUGGCACCAUCAUAGGAUGCCACCUUUCCAACAAGCCAGUUUGUCAAAUUUCUGCCCUGCUAGAGCUGCGCAGGUCAACUGUUCAAGUGCUGUUAUUGUGAAGUUAGAAAGUCUAAGAGCAACAAUGGCUCAGCAGUGAAGUGGUAGGCCACACAAGCUCACUGAAAGGGACCGCCGAGUGCUGAAGCGUGUAAAAAUUGUCUCCUAGGUUGCAACAAUCACUACCGAGUUCCUAACUGUUUGUCGGGAGCUUAAUGAAAGGGGUUUUCAUGGCUGAGCAGCUGCACACAAGCCUAAGAUUACCAUGUGCAAUGCCAAGCAUCGGCUGGAGUGGUGUAAAGCUCGCCGCCAUUGGAUUCUGGAGCAGUGGAAAAGCGUUCUCUGGAGUGAUGAAUCACGCUUCAAAAUCAGACGGACUAAUCUGGGUUUCGCAGAGGCCAGGAAAAUGCUACCUGCCCAAAAUGCAUAGUGCCAACUGCAAAGUUUGGUGGAUAAGGAAUAAUGGUUUGGGCCAGGUCCCUUAGUUCCAGAAAAGAUCAAUCUUAAUGCUACAGCAUACAAUGACAUUCUAGACGAUUCUGUGCUUCCACCUUUGUGGCAACAGUUUGUGAUAGACCAUUUUCUGUUUCGUCAUGACAAUGCCCCUGUGCACAAAGCGAGGUCCAUAGAGAAAUGGAUUUUUGAGAUCAGUGUGGAAGAACUUGACUGGCCUGCACAGAGCCCUGACCUCAACCCCAUGAAAUCCCUUUGGGAUGAAUAGGAACACUGACUGCGAGCCAGACCUAAUCGCCCAACAUCAGUGCCCGACCUCACUAAUGCUUUUGUGGCUGCUGCGGGGACUUGCUUCCAUUCAAUGUUCCAACAUAUAGUGGAAAGCCUUCCCAGAAGAUUGGAGGCUGUUACAGCAGCAAAGGGGGGACCAACUCCAUAUUAAUGACCAUGAUUUUGGAACGAGAUGUUCGACGAUCAGGUGUCCACCUACUUUUGGUAAUGUAGUGUAUGUGUGAGUGCCACCAGAAUGUUGUUUGCAAGUUUGAUAAUAAUGACAAGGUUUGUAUGAGGCUUUUCUCUGAACUUGAAUGAGCUUGUUAAACACUAGCCCAUUCAAAAGACGGUAAUGUUAAACAUUCACAAAGCAUGCCGCCUUAGGGGAAUUCUCUGGCGCUGCCCAAAUGCUCUGUGCAACUAUGCCCUGCACACAAUAGUUUUGGAAACAUUUGCAACCUUUCAUAUAAGCUAGAAAUAAUUUUUCAAAUACAAAAAACACAACGUACGCAGUUCAGGAAAGUUGCACCCGGCUGUAUUUUGUGGAACACUCAAAAUCUGGAGUGGCAUGUGUCGUAGCCGGCUGCAACUUUGCUAAACUGCGAAAAGUAAGUGUACCUUUUUGUAUUUGAAAGAUUCUUUCUUGCUUGUAUGAAAGUUAAGUUCCAAAGGUUUCCAAAAAUGCAUUACAAUUGAGGCGUAUUUGCUUUGAAACAGAGCGUCUGGAUUGUAGUUCACAUGGAGGUAGCUGUGGUCCGUACCAUUGGCUGAGAAGCCAAAAGGGUGGCCGACUGCAAGCUGGUUAUACCCCCCCCUUGGGUUCUUGAGAGCUAGUUAAAUCGAUGUAAAUUUGGGUGAGUUUACACAGGUAGCCCAAUUCUGAUGAGAUCUGCUCUGAUUGGUCAAAAGACCCAUUGUUGGCAGAAUAUCAGAAUUAGGCUGCCCAUGUAAACUAAGCCAUUCAUUCAUGAGGUUUGUGAAAUGCUCUGAAUCACUGUCCAGUUUCUCUGAUUAAAUACUAUCAUUAAAAUAA